AUGGAGCAGUUGCUGCAGGCGCAGACGCAACUUAUCCAACUUCAGACUCGAAACAUGCAGAACAACAAUAACACUGGGGGGCCGCCACCACCACCUCCACCACCCCCCGUAGACAGACUUACCCGGUUCUUGAGGCUGCGACCUCCGACAUUCUCCAGUUCCUGUGAGCCCAUGGUUUCAGAUGAUUGGCUCCGGUCCAUUGCCAGGAAGCUUGAUACUGCUCAGUGUACUGAGGUUGAGAAGGUGCGUUUUGCCGCACAUCUGCUGGAAGGUUCCACAGCUGCUUGGUGGGACAACUAUCUGAUUACCUACCCCAAUAUUGAUACCAUUACUUGGGAGCAAUUCAGGACUGCCUUCCGCAAUGCCCAUGUUCCAGCCGGCGCAGUAGCUCUGAAGAAGAAGGAAUUUCGUGCACUUCGCCAGCGUUCCCUUUCUGUGAAUGAGUACUGGGAGGAGUUCAACCAGCUUGCACGCUAUGCACCUGAUGAUGUGGCGACCGAUGCAGCUAGGCAAGAGAAGUUUCUGGAAGGGCUGAAUGAUGAGUUGUCUUUUCAGUUGAUGGCUCUCACCUUCAACAGUUGUCAGGCUCUUUUUGACAAGGCUCUUAUCCUGGAGGGAAAACAAAAGGAGAUAGAAAGACGCACGAGGAAGAGGAACUUUCAUAAGCACAACUCCAACUCAUCUCAGAAGCUUCGCACCUCAUCCCCACCAAGGCACUAUGGUUCUUCUUCCAAGUCUAGCGAACUUAAGAAUCGGAUUCAUGAGUUGCAAGAAAAGGGAUUUAUUCGCCCAAGUUCUUCACCAUGGGGAGCUCCAAUCCUAUUUGUGAAGAAGAAGGAUGGUAGUUUCAGGAUGUGUGUGGACUAUCGUUCUCUUAACAAGGUCACCAUCAAGAAUAAGUACCCGCUACCCAUGAUCAAUGAUCUAUUUGAUCAACUUCAAGGGGCAAAGAUCUUCUUAAAGAUUGAUUUGUGA
Molecule: messenger RNA, 975 nt
Organism: Aegilops tauschii subsp. strangulata
Lineage: Eukaryota; Viridiplantae; Streptophyta; Magnoliopsida; Poales; Poaceae
Source: RefSeq, a predicted model, not a curated record